CAACAGCAGUAGCAGCAGCAGCAGCAGUUGUAGAAACAACAACAGCAACACUAGCAGCAGCAUCGACCUCAAUUGAAGCGACUAAACCGGAACCAGUGACUGUGGGUGUUGCAAAAGACAAAAGAAAAGCUAACCAAAAAGCUAGCGAUUUUAGUAACGUUGGCGAUUGGCCAAUGCUAAUUGGCUCAAAAUCCUCAAACAACGAAAAUAGACGUUCAACUAAGAAACGUUCAAGUACAAAUAAAGAGAAUCCGUCUGCUCAGAAUAUUGAAAGAAAACAGUCUCAAGCCGGCGCUGCUGAAAUCACAUCAGACGCCGCUGAUCAGUCUUCUUCGAGUGGAGCAAAUUCUAAUAAAAGUCAAACGCAGCAAAAUGUGUCCAAAUCCCCACACUCAUCACAACAUAGUGGUGAUGCCGCAACAGCUACUACAACAGCGGCAACUUCCUCAGGCACCAAUGGCAACAAUAAGAAAAUUCCCAAGCACAAGUGGCGACCUUUGCCAAUUGAUUUGUCUAAAUCGAGCAGAACAAAACCGAUUGGCAGAUCAAGGCGUCCACUCUCUAAUCGGCAAGAACGUUGGAAUAAUCGCGACCAAGGGCAAAACGAUGGACGUCGUUCAAAUGCAAAUGAACGGGACUCGUAUGAUCGGUCAAAACAGUCUACCAGCACUUCUACGAGGAUUGAUUCCUGGCGUAGCGGCAGCGGGUCCGAACGUGUCGAUAGAGAAAACGACAAGCGUGGCCCGAGACGUUACCGCACGUCGUACCGCGGUGGUCGCCAAGGCCGCGGCGGAUUCUCAAGACAGGGACCAGGUCGUUCGUCAAAUCGCCUACCACGCCAUCUGUUAGCUGGUGGAGAUUACGCUACGUUUUUAUCGGCCGAAGGUGCCGGUGGAGAACAGUCUUAUGUGCUUAUGGGCACACAUUAUUAUGGUCCAGUUCCUGCUGCCUAUAUCGAAAUGGACGCUGAUAGCGUUAAGGAGGCUUUAAAGAAGCAGGUUGAAUAUUAUUUCAGUGAAGAGAAUCUCACUGGUGAUUUCUUCUUGCGUCGUAAAAUGGAUCCCGAAGGUUGCAUUCCAGUGACAUUGAUUGCAUCCUUUCACCGCGUUUUAGCGCUAACUACUGAAGUGGCUCUUAUAAUAGCGGCAAUAAAAGAAUCAGAAAAAUUAGAACUCUUAGAAGGCUAUAAAGUUCGUACAAAGACGAAUCCAAGUAUUUGGCCAAUAAAAGAUGUGAUCGAAACUGCACAGAUAGUGAGUGCAGUUCAUUCAUCAUUUUAUCCUAAGAGUGAAGAAAUCGUUGACGAAGCUUAUGAUGCAGCAGAAGAAAUUGCAUCUGAAGCUAUUGAUCUGUCACCAUUAGAAAAGAGUAAUGAGUCUAACAUAACGGUGGAUGUACCUGAAUCUUCAAUGCCACCAAUUCUUACUUCUACAAUGGCAGCGCUUCCUUUAACUAGUAUACCACCACCACCAAUACCUCGCAAUCCACUCAAUCUUACAUCGUCAAUAAUAUCAAAUGAAAAUACGACAAAUGAAACCACUUUACCGUCUUUACCACCGGUAAAUGUUAUAAGUGCAUUGCAAGCCGAAGCGGCCAAACAAAAAUUGAAAAGUUCCGAUGCAGCAGUAGCUGAAUUGGCAGAUCAUUUAAGCGGUUUGGCAGAAAGUGUUAAAGCAGUUGUAGAUAUCAAGGGAACAACUUCACAACCAAAGUCUUCUUCAACUACUCAGAAGCAAAACAAUAUGAAGAGUGGUGAUGCUACAAAUAAAGAGGACACGAAUGCAAAGCAAGUGCCAAUAGAGACAGAUGGAGUAGAUCCUGAUGGUAUGUGGAAAGAGGUAAAAAGACGAUCAAAAUCAAAUGCUUUAAAAGAUAUUAAAUCAACAAAUCAAAAUUCGACACAAAUUCCAUCUCAAUCGCUUAUCGCCACCAACAAAACCAACAAUAAAAACACCUCUACAUCCACAUCCAAAUCAUCCACGAACAAAAUCGAUACGAAAUUCACCGCCACCACAUUAUUACCAUCUAAUGCCUCCGCCAUUGCACAAUCUUCCCAUUCCUCUAAAAUAGUUUCUGCAACAUCCGCUCAGUCUCAUCCAUCAGCUACCAUCGAGAAGGAAGAAUUAGAUUUCCAAUUCGACGAAGAGCUAAUGGACCCCAUACCAGCUACCGGACGCAUAAAUAACUUUACUGAAAAUUAUUCUGAUGAUGACGAAUCUGAUUACGAGUUUGCUGAUAGAGAUAUAAAUAAAUUAUUGAUUGUUGCACAAGUGCAGAGAGUUCCAAAACACGAAGGUUAUGACCGUACUGCGGAUUUCACUUCACGUACAAAAAUUACACAAGACUUGGAAAAUGUCAUUAACGAUGGACUAGCUAAUUAUGAAGAAGAUUUAUGGACAACAACUAAUGUAGUCAACGAAUACCGUACUGUAAAUGUUAUCUCGCAAAAAGACUUCGAAAUGCUUGCUGGUGGUGCACGUUCUCAACGUGUACAACAACAACCUCCACCACCCCCUCCUCCAGCCUAUGAUGAUGAUGACACACUACUUAAUAAUACGUUAAAUUCAACUUUGAAUUCGACGUUGAACACAACAACAAAAUCACGUCGUGCACGAUUUUAUGCUGCGCCAAAUACACAUUCAAUUGAUUUGCGUACUCCACGGAAACGCAAGACACGACAUUCAUCUAAUCCGCCUGUAGAAGCUCAUGUUGGUUGGUUAUUGGACUCAGUUGAGCACAGGCCGCGUACUACUUCUAUGGGGUCUUCUGCAGGCACUUCGCCUACGACUUCUUCAUACGGAUCUUCAGUACCACAAUCAUUGCCUGUGUUCCAACAUCCGUCGCAUUCGUUGCUCAAAGAAAAUAAUUUCACACAACAAGCAUAUCAUAAAUAUCACUCGCGUUGCCUUAAGGAACGUCGUCGUUUGGGAUAUGGACAGUCUCAGGAAAUGAAUACAUUAUACCGAUUCUGGUCCUUCUUCUUGCGAGAAAAUUUCAAUAAAACUAUGUACAACGAAUUCCGUACGCUGGCUUUAGAGGAUGCGGGUAAUGGAUUUAGAUACGGUCUAGAAUGUCUUUUCCGUUUCUUUUCAUAUGGUCUAGAAAAGAAAUUCCGACCAAAUGUAUAUUCAGAUUUUCAAGACGAAACUAUCGCCGAUUACGAAACAGGUCAACUAUAUGGUCUCGAAAAAUUCUGGGCUUUCCUAAAAUACUAUAAAAAUGCAAAUAAACUUGAUGUUCAACCAAAAUUGAGUGAAUAUCUUAAGAAAUUUAAAACUAUAGAAGAUUUUCGUGUUGUGGAACCUGAAAUUAACGAAAUGUUACAAGGCGUUGGUAAACUCAACAGAGGUCGUAGUUUCCAGCGCCAUCGAAGUGUGUCUGAGAGUGAAGGUACGGCUGUGGUCGUAUCGCACGGUCGAAGGCCGAAUACCACGAUUACGAAUAGAAGUGACUACGUUGGUCCUCGUGCACAAUUGCAACCACCCAUACAUAAUCAUAACCAGCAACAACAGCAGCAGCAUCAACAACAACAACAAAACAAUUACAAUCAUUAUAAUAAUAACAGAAGACGCACAGGUUCCUUCGGAAGUGGAAAUGUCAGAGUUCGUAGUGGUUCUCUGGGUGAUAAACCACAAAUUGUUAAUCGAAAUUAUCGUUAUGGCUCACCAAAUGAUUUGCGACGUGGUGGUGGUGGUGGCAGCAAUACAGGCUUAGCAACAAAAAACCGUCAAAAUCAUCAUAACCAUAAUCAUCAUCAACCACACUAUCAGCAGCAGCAGCAGCAACAACAACAACAAAAACAACCACAUAAGUCGAAAUCAGCACAAGUACAAAAUAAAGAUUCCACGACCACGUCCGUUGUGAAUUCAGCGCCAGCGCUGAAAACCACGGCGGAGCUACAAAAUAAAGUAACUUCCACAGACUCGACAUCAGCAGAGGGAACCAUUACAGCAACAAAAAUGAAAACAGUGACAGCAUCGUCAUCAUCAGAUAAAUAAAUAAUUUGAAUAAUAAUUAUUCUAGAGAAUUUUUUUAUAUGUUAUUAAUUAAUUAAUUUAAAGAAAGGUACACGUUUAAACUGCCGGAGUCCUAUGUUGAUGUUUGCCGUGUGAAAUUCAUAGUCGCUUUUAAGAAAAUGAAUUCGAUAUUCAUUUUUAAUUUAAAAUUUAGUUUAUAAGAUUUGUUUUCCUAAGACUAUUAUUUUUUUUUCUAAAUUGCUUUUAAUACUUUAUAAGUGGCGUAUGCGACCAUUUGAAACAAAAUCAGAAAAAGUAAAAAAAAAUUAAAUUAGUUAAAAUUAAAUAUAAUU
Molecule: messenger RNA, 4309 nt
Organism: Teleopsis dalmanni
Lineage: Eukaryota; Metazoa; Arthropoda; Insecta; Diptera; Diopsidae
Gene: larp
Product: la-related protein 1
Exons: 5
Coding region: 174-3998 (1274 amino acids)
Biological process (GO): mRNA stabilization; positive regulation of translation
Cellular component (GO): cytosol; cytoplasmic stress granule
Molecular function (GO): RNA cap binding
Source: RefSeq, a predicted model, not a curated record